AUGCUAACUGGCAGGCCUAAUUCCAAGGCUGUUGGACCAGAUGGCCAGACCCUCAGUGCUGCAGAGGCUUUUGAGUUUGUUGGCAUCAAUUCCGGGUUCUUUGAGUUGCAGCCUAAAGAAGGCCUGGCUCUUGUUAAUGGCACUGCUGUUGGUUCUGGCUUGGCUUCCACGGUUCUUUUCGACACUAACAUUUUGGCAUUGCUGUCAGAAAUUCUAUCAGCAAUUUUUGCUGAAGUUAUGCAGGGGAAGCCUGAAUUUACUGACCACUUGACGCAUAAGUUGAAGCACCACCCUGGCCAAAUUGAAGCCGCAGCAAUUAUGGAACAUAUUUUGGAUGGUAGCUCUUAUGUUAAAGCUGCUAAGAAGUUGCACGAGCAGGACCCUCUGCAGAAGCCAAAACAGGAUCGAUAUGCUCUCCGAACUUCACCUCAAUGGCUCGGUCCACAGAUCGAAGUGAUCCGGUACUCCACCAAAUCUAUUGAGAGGGAGAUCAACUCAGUCAAUGACAACCCUUUGAUUGAUGUGUCAAGGAACAAGGCCUUGCAUGGUGGCAACUUCCAGGGGACCCCGAUUGGUGUCUCUAUGGACAAUACUCGUUUGGCUAUUGCAGCCAUUGGGAAGCUCAUGUUUGCUCAAUUUUCUGAGCUUGUCAAUGACUUUUACAACAAUGGAUUGCCAUCAAAUCUGUCUGGAGGCAGGAACCCAAGUUUGGAUUAUGGCUUCAAGGGGGCUGAGAUUGCCAUGGCAUCUUAUUGUUCUGAGCUUCAGUUUCUCGCGAACCCGGUCACUAACCAUGUCCAGAGUGCAGAGCAGCACAACCAAGACGUGAACUCUUUGGGGUUGAUCUCUUCAAGAAAGACAGCUGAAGCUGUUGAUAUCUUGAAGCUCAUGUCUUCCACAUUUUUGGUGGCACUUUGCCAAGCCAUUGAUUUGAGGCAUUUGGAGGAGAACUUGAGGAACACAGUUAAGAACACAGUGAGCCAAGUUGCUAAGAGAACUUUGACAACUGGGGUUAAUGGAGAGCUCCACCCAUCAAGAUUCUGUGAGAAGGAUUUGCUUAAAGUGGUCGAUAGGGAAUAUGUUUUCGCCUACAUCGACGACCCCUGCAGUGCCACUUACCCAUUGAUGCAAAAACUAAGGCAAGUGCUGGUUGAGCAUGCUUUGACAAAUGGUGAGAAUGAAAAGAAUGCAAGCACUUCAAUCUUCCAAAAGAUUGUUGCUUUUGAGGAAGAGCUGAAGGUGCUUUUGCCUAAAGAGGUGGAUAGUGCAAGGGCUGCAUUGGAUAGUGGAAGUGCUGGAGUUCCAAACAGGAUUACGGAAUGCAGGUCUUAUCCGUUGUACAAAUUUGUGAGGGAGGAGUUGGGUGCAGAGUACCUAACAGGGGAAGAGGUCAGGUCACCGGGCGAAGAAUGCGACAAGGUGUUCUCAGCUAUCUGCGAGGGAAAGAUUAUCGACCCGAUUCUGGAUUGCCUCGAGGGCUGGAACGGUGCACCACUUCCGAUCUGUUAG
Messenger RNA from Prunus armeniaca (apricot), 1509 nucleotides. The record is from the annotation of a GenBank genome assembly. Lineage: Eukaryota; Viridiplantae; Streptophyta; Magnoliopsida; Rosales; Rosaceae.